Molecule: messenger RNA, 3412 nt
Organism: Oncorhynchus mykiss (rainbow trout)
Lineage: Eukaryota; Metazoa; Chordata; Actinopteri; Salmoniformes; Salmonidae
Source: RefSeq, a predicted model, not a curated record
CCUUUAGAUGGUUCAGCAUUUCUCGUGGCAUCCUGCUGAGGUAAUUCUGUGCAAAUAAUAGGCCUAAGUGUGGAUGGAACGUAUUAGUUUCAAAACCUAGUUAUAUGGUUUUAUACCAUUUUAAUAAUCUCUCAUUAUUACACAAUUUGAGUUCAGGUCACACAGACCUUGCGCUAAAGUUCCCCUGCAGUGGAUGGGAUGUCCCGUUACAUGCGGCGAGAACACUGCAGUCAGCGAUAACGCCUAGGUUGGCUGUCAAUCUGUAGAAAGACCCUCUAUCUCCGAUCAUCUCUAUAAUCUCUAACUCUUAACAUUGUUCGUGCUCAUCCUCAAUUUUUAGCCUUUAUUAACAUGCUGUUUUGACAGAGCAGUGAGACGUUUUUAUAUCCUUUUGGGAGGUUUUCAGAGCGACCAGUCACGUGUCAGCCCCUGUGAGAGCGACUUUGGUUCACGCGACCCUUCUCAAUAAAUCGCAAAUGUUCUGUUGAACUCUGAGGGGGGAAUACACACAGUUAAAUAAAGUUAUGGCUCAUUCAUCCUCAAAGGAACGGGUCCUGCUAUGUCGAAGUAUAUAUAUGUCAAGGAAACUUCAAGUAGAAGCAGCCUAUUAAGUGCACUAUCAAAAGGACAGUGUGCACCUAAAAUGUAGGAAUCUCCCAUCUAGCUCUUCGAGCGCAGAACACCAUCGAUAUUACUUACUAUUGGAGAUCAAGAGUAAAUUCAAAAUCUGAUGGAAGAUUAAGAGUUGUGACUGUAGGUAGGGUGAGUUGAGGGGCUCCAAUGCAACAAUAAAACGCUGAUCUAAAAGAGAGCAACUGGUCCAGCAGAUUUGUAUAUGGUGCAAGGCUAACCUUGACACAGCUGUAGAUGUAUCUCCCUAUCCAGACACACCAGAGGAUGACGCUACAGUAGACAACGGAUCUUUUGAAUUCUCUCUGCUGCUGCUGCUUUCACCAUGCUACCUAAAGAACACAACAGCGAGCCCAAGGCUGCCAAGCUCAGCCUGUUCAACAGAAAUAACGCCCUGAAUGCCUGUAUGAAGAAAGAGGAGAAGAAAGAGAAGGAGAUUCAUUAUGACGAUUCCCCAGAUGGUGGCUGGGGCUGGAUGGUCGUACUUCACUGCUUCCUGGUGAAUGUGCUGGUGAUGGGGACCCUGAAGACGUUUGGGAUCUUCUUUGUGACAUUCCAGGAUGAGUUCGGAGGGUCGGCAGAGAGUAUCAGCUGGAUCGGCUCGAUCAUGUCUAGCCUGCGGCUCUCUGGAGGUCCCCUGGCCGCUGUAUCGUGUGCGAAGCUGGGGAACAGAGUGACCUCUAUAGCUGGGGCUGUGCUGGUCAGUGUUGGCUUCCUCAUGAGUGUCUUUGCCACCAGUGUGGUAUUCCUAUACAUCAGCAUGGGGCUGAUUGUGGGCCUGGGUUUUGCACUCCUGUACCAAGCCACCUCUGUUGUCACGGCAACAUAUUUCCGUAAGAGGUUAGCGACGGCAUACUCCAUCGGGCGGUCUGGCAUGGGCUUGACCUUCGCCCUCGCCCCUUUCACUCAGCUGCUGCUGGAUCAGUAUGCCUGGCAAGGAGCUCUGCUGAUCCUAGGAGGCCUGAUGUUAAACCUGGUGGCCUCUGGGAUGCUGCUAAGACCCAUCCACAUUAAGCCUGCACCACCCCCUUCCUCAUCCUCAUCUUCAUCUAUCCAAAAAAGCCUUCUGAUAGAUCCAGAGAAGGAGAAGGACCGCCCUCAGAAUGGAUGCUGCUUUAACAGAUCCACAAUGUUAACCAAUGGCAUCACCAAAUCAGACUCUUCUCCUUCCACUCCACAACCCCUGCAUUGGGACACUGAGACCUCAGAGAAGGUCUCCACACAUGGGUUGGGUCAGAGCAACUACAUCCCCCCACCUCCACCAAACCCUGAACUGACCAAGCUGGUACAAAACAGUGUGAACAGGCACGUUCAGGAGGCAUCCCCUCCCACAGCCACCAUAGACAGCCCCAGCCUCAUGGAACAGAACGGUACCAUUAGCCUAAACGGUUCCGCUGUGUUUGGGUUCUCCUCACCUAAUGUUUCUACCACUGUGGAUGAUCACAUCCCACCGGCUGUGAAAAAUAACAGAGUCCUAGACUUCUCCCUGUUGAAGAACCCCUUCUUCUGCAUCUACACUUGGUCCGUGGUAUUCAGCCAGCUGGCUUACUUCAUCCCCUACUUCCACUUGUCUGCCCGGGCCAGGAACCUGGGUAUAGAUGCCAUGGAUGCUUCCUUCAUCAUCUCUGUGGCAGGUAUCACAGAGACUAUAGCCCAGCUAGGCUCUGGUUGGCUAGCGGAUAAGAACCCGUUCCAUAAGUACCACUACCACAAGGCCUACCUGAUCCUGUGUGGAAUGGUCAACCUGUUUGCCCCGCUGGCUAACACCUACAUCCUGCUCAUGGUUUACGCUGUCUUCUUUGCCAUCUUCUGUGGCGGUUACAUGGCACUGCUACUGCCUGUCCUGGUGGAUCUGGUAGGGCAAGAGAAACUCAACAACUCCAUGGGAUUUUCUAUGUUCUUCGUAGGCCUCGGCUGUCUGACAGGACCUCCUCUCGCAGGUUUCCUGUAUGACUACACCCAGACCUACGACUGCUCCUUCUACCUAGCGGGGGUGUGUUACCUGCUCUCCUCUGUCUCUCUCUUCCUGGAGCCCGUGGCGAGGAGGUGGCAGAGCAGAAAGACGAGACGCGAGGCCCGCGAUGUAGACACCAGCUGGAAGACUAACGGCUGCUUCUGCCCUGAGCUUCCUAUCCUAAAGAACAGCAACAACAAUGGCGUCGUCUAGAGGGUAGUUUCACCCCAGCUAGCACAUUUGGUUCCUUGGAAGUUCGUAUGCAAAAUAACCAUAGGGCAAUCACCAUGCCUUAACAAUCACUACGGGAGCAGUAUGCUAGCUGAGGGACAUUACCAUACUCACCUUCAUUAAGCCUGGAAUCAUGUAGAUGGAGGGAGGACAGGGUUGGCUUCCUGUUCCUAAUAUAUGUCAUUUAGCAGACACUUGAUAAUUAUUCAAAGCGACUUACAGUAAAGUGAGUACAGACAUUUUGGGGAUUUGUGAUCCCAGCGGGAAUCGAACUUGCGACCUUGGCACUACUAGCACCAUUGCUCUUACUGAGACACACGUAACCAUGUAGAAGGAGGGAGAGCAGAGUUGGCUGCUUCCCCUUUCUCUCUCCUUCCUUAAAACAAGCAUGUGCCAACUGUGCCAGUUACCCAGCUUUUGGGUGGACUGAAAUGACUCUGCUGCUUUGGCGAAAGCCAAGGAAUACCCAACUGACUGACUGUCUGACUGAGGAGAAAGCCAAGGAAUACCCAACUGACUGACUGUCUGACUGAGGAGAAAGCCAAGGAAUACCCAACUGACUGACUGUCUGACUGAGGAGAAAGCCAAGGAAUACCC